Molecule: messenger RNA, 309 nt
Organism: Panicum virgatum (switchgrass)
Lineage: Eukaryota; Viridiplantae; Streptophyta; Magnoliopsida; Poales; Poaceae
Product: endo-1,3;1,4-beta-D-glucanase-like
Exons: 5
Coding region: 1-309 (102 amino acids)
Molecular function (GO): hydrolase activity
Source: RefSeq, a predicted model, not a curated record
AUGGCACGGGCAGCACAAAAAGCAUUUGAAGAGGCAAAACCAGUAAUUGCUGCUAUAAAGAAGAAGGGAGUGUCGAACAUAGGGGCUGCUGGCUAUUGUUGGGGUGCAAAGGUGGUUGUGGAGCUGGUGAAAGUUCAUGAGAUCCAGGCUGCUGUAUUGUUUCAUCCUUCUUUACUAAUUGUUGAUGACAUCAAAGAGGUCAAAUGUCCCAUUUCUAUACUUGGAGCUGAAAUCGACAAAACAUCCCCGCCUGAAUUGUUAAAGCAGUUUGAGCAGGUUCAUUCAGCUAAAUCUGGGUUCCCAGAGUAG